UAAGAGCAGCUGCUGGUGCUGGGAGGCAGCCGAGCCACUGCUCUGCUCAAGUGUCCCUGACACUUCCACAGCGCCAUCGCCCGACGCCAACGCUACCGCAGCUGCCACCGCCUGGGCUCCAAGCCACCUGCUGCCUGCUGCCAGAGAAGCGCCAUGGGCUUCUGGAAGUUCUCUCCUCUCCUGAUUCUUGGCAUCUUGGCCCUGUACCAGGUGGGCAUGCUCCAGGCAGCACCAUUCAGGUCUGCUCUGGAGAGUCCUCAGGACGCUGCUAUGCUCAAUGAGGAGGAACUGCGCCUCCUGCUGGCUGCAAUGGUGAAGGACUUUGUGCAGAGGAAGGCCAGUGAACUGCAGCAGGAGCAGGAGACCGAGGGCUCCAGAGUCACUGUCCAGAAGAGAACCUGCAACUCUGCCACCUGUGUGGCCCACUGGCUGGGAGGCCUGCUGAGCAAAGCUGGAAGCGUGGCAAACACCAACUUGCUGCCUACCUCUAUGGGCUUCAAAGUCUACAACAGGCGCCGCAGGGACCUUGGACUUAAGCAGUAAACAACUCCAGGAAGGUCAUCAUGAAGCGAAGUCUACUUUUAAUUUGUAAUGAAAGCAACUCAUCGGAUACAGAGCAUGGAAGACACAUAUAAAUGCAUGCUUAAUAUUAAAAACAUUCUCUUUAGUUUGAAAUAAACUAAAGCUGUGCUCGCUUCGGCAGCACAUAUACUGAAGUAAACUAAAGCUAACUAUGAAAUAAAAUCAUUGCAAAGAC
Molecule: messenger RNA, 757 nt
Organism: Acinonyx jubatus (cheetah)
Lineage: Eukaryota; Metazoa; Chordata; Mammalia; Carnivora; Felidae
Product: calcitonin receptor-stimulating peptide 1-like
Exons: 5
Coding region: 154-543 (129 amino acids)
Cellular component (GO): extracellular region
Molecular function (GO): calcitonin receptor binding; hormone activity
Source: RefSeq, a predicted model, not a curated record